Nylanderia fulva is the source of this 576-nucleotide messenger RNA. Lineage: Eukaryota; Metazoa; Arthropoda; Insecta; Hymenoptera; Formicidae. The record is from RefSeq and is a predicted model, not a curated record.
GCCAUGGUGGAAGGAAUGGACAUAUUGUAAAGGUUUGAUGAUAAAUACCAACAAAAUGACUUGGGAAUCAGUGUAUGCUAUAGGUGUUGCAAAAAAUGACACUAAAUUUUUAGAAUACUUGGCUUGCACUGAAGAUGAUAAUAUGAUUAAAAACUAUUUAAGAUAUACAUUUAAUUUUAAAGAAGAAAAUCAAUAUCUUCUUAACAGUUUCUUAUCCAUUAUUACGAAGCAUGCAAAGAAUUCAACUAUUCUGUUGUUCAUAUUUAAUCAUUUUUGGGACACAAAACCAAAACAUGUUGAUAUAACUGCAGCAUUAAUUAUUAUUAUUAAUAACGUAUAUUCCGUAAAUCUUCUAACUAAGGAAAUAAACACACACGUUAAAUGGUUGAAGAUCUAUGCAAAGAUAUUAUUUGAUGAAAUAAAAGAAAUGGAUUCCAUAAUGCUGAAGUCUGACAAAGCUGAAAGCAAGAUAUCAAUUCGCAAAAAUCAAAUCGAAAGACAGAGACAGUAUCAUAGGUUUUUCUUUGUGUGAAAUUAAAAAAAUUGCAGCUUUGCAUGCAUGGAUAUACUUCAUAU